UCUCAUCAUGGACAAGUGGAUUGGCAAGACAGCUGUCGUUACAGGCGCAAGUUCGGGCAUCGGAGCUGCGAUUCUCGUCGCUCUCGCAAAAGCUGGUGUCAAUGUUAUCGGUUUAGCACGUCGCAAGGACCGCAUUGAAGCUCUUGCGGAACAAAAUAAAUCCGCAAAAGGAAAAAUUCAUUCAUUCGCUUGCGAUGUUUCUGAUCCAAAAUCCAUCGACGCCGCUUUCGAUUGGAUCGAAAAGACUUUUGGAACCUUCCAUGUCUUAAUUAACAACGCCGGGAUUUAUCGAUGCAAUAAAUUGAUCAAUCCAUCGUUAAAAGACUCGGAAAUCAUCGAUACUGUGAACACGAAUUUCACGGGACUUGUUCUCUGUUCGCGACAAGCUUUAAAAUUCCUGCAAAAAAAUGACGAAGCAGGAUACAUUAUCAACAUCAAUAGUAUCGCGGGUCAAACUAGUGCAAAUGGAAUGAUGGCAGAGCAUGGAAUAAACGUUUACAUGAGCACGAAACAUGCAGUGACGUCAAUUACUGAAAUAUUGCGAUUGGAGCUCGCUGCUGUGCCCAACAAUAAAAUCAAGAUUUCAUCUGUAAGUCCCGGAGCUGUCAUGACUGAAAUUUUUGACACCGCUGGCAUGUCAAAAGAAGCUCAAAAAGCUCUCAAUGGACUCCAAGCUGAAGAUGUUGCGGAUGCUGUCGUUUAUUUGAUGAGCACUCCAGAGUCAGUUAAUGUCACAGAAUUGACAAUUCGACCUAUGAACUCUCCAAUGUAAAUAAUUUUCGUAUGAUUUUUAUUUUUAUGUAAAUUUUUGAACGUACGGAAUUUAUUUGCUUAGAUAGACACUUCAAAUGUCGAGCAAAUAUUAAAAUAAAACAAAAGAAUUUUGAUAUCAUCAUUA
This is a messenger RNA of Culicoides brevitarsis, 898 nucleotides long. Its product is annotated as farnesol dehydrogenase-like. The transcript has 2 exons. NCBI's taxonomy places the organism in Eukaryota, Metazoa, Arthropoda, Insecta, Diptera, Ceratopogonidae. Bases 8 to 772 code for a protein of 254 amino acids. The record is from RefSeq and is a predicted model, not a curated record.